AUGGUGGAACAAUACAUAGAGAUCAUCCACUUAUAUGUUGUCUUGAAAUUCGGCGAUGAAGAGAUCAACACCUCUCAGCACUUAUUCUGCUGUACUAAUACUUAUUGUGCAGAGAAUGAAAAUCUGUUGUCUUGGAUUUCUCCUUUCACUUAUUGCUUCAUAGAGGGAGGACCCAUAUACAUAUUCUUUAAGUAUCUAAAUUGUGGAGUUUCUGAUGUUUGCAAUUGCAUGUUGAUUCAAUGUGCCAGGGUGAGUGUCAACUUUGGGAAAGAACCAUUUGUUUUCGAUCUUAAGGCAUAUGAAGAGCAGGAAAGAGCAAAGCAACAGAUGAUGAUUGAAAAAAUAUCUGUGCCACAGAAUGCCAGCUAUGGGUAA
Molecule: messenger RNA, 375 nt
Organism: Ilex paraguariensis (yerba mate)
Lineage: Eukaryota; Viridiplantae; Streptophyta; Magnoliopsida; Aquifoliales; Aquifoliaceae
Source: the annotation of a GenBank genome assembly